This is a messenger RNA of Neurospora tetraspora, 5190 nucleotides long. RefSeq lists its product as uncharacterized. The transcript is spliced from 2 exons. NCBI's taxonomy places the organism in Eukaryota, Fungi, Ascomycota, Sordariomycetes, Sordariales, Sordariaceae. Gene Ontology annotation, cellular component: plasma membrane; endoplasmic reticulum; cytoplasm. Gene Ontology annotation, molecular function: protein binding. The coding region runs from base 399 to 4841 and encodes 1480 amino acids. The record is from RefSeq and is a predicted model, not a curated record.
CCAGCUGAAGGAAGAGGAGGUACCUUUUCUGUGCGUGUGCGCCUGCUUUCCCACUUCCCGCCUUGUCUCCUUUUACAUUGACGUCCAUCCCGUCACCACCACCAACUUUCUCCAACAACAACUCCACCACGAACCAACUGCACCACCAUUUGCGCCAACUGCAACGACAGUCUUUUAGCAAACCUAAUCGAUAAUGAAAGAAACCGAAUAGAUCACGAGAUAUUGAAAGGGAUUUACGGAUGGUGCUACCGAGAGGGUUUUGUGAUACGCCACCACCAUUGUUGCUGUGAAAGCUACCCUAAUACAAGGUGCCGAGGGGACAGACGUGACGAGAUCGACAUAACUGUGGACAGCAGCCGCCCAUUAUACCCUUCGAGUUUCCCCGAAUACCACAAAUCAUGUCCGAUACCACAGCGUUCCCCGUCCUACCGCCGGCCGCCGCGGCCCCGAGCAAGCCGCAAUCGACGCAGCCGGCAUCAGUUCCUACACAGGCCUCUUCGUCUACAACGCAGUCGCAACUACCCCUUACCAAGAAGCUACGCCCUGGCGCUCCCAACCCCGUGAGCCUCAACGAAGCCGCUCUCGAUUCUCCGACAUUCAGAGCCUCUGCCGUCCACUUCUCCGAAAACCUCGACGUAAUCGAGCGAUGGCUCGACAACUACAUCCGCAGCACAUCCAAGGUGGUCCACGACCUGCUCGCACUCGAGGACAGCAUCCACCAUUACCUCCAAAAGAUUGCGCCGCCACCCGUCAACGCAACCGCCCAAGCCGAUGCCAUCAUCGACACCGACUAUACCUUCCUAGCCCUCCGCCGAGCCGGCGAUGGCGCCCGCGACUGGUGGACCGGAGUGAUGGCCACGGUACGGCGACUCGAGCCCAUCAGCGUCGAGCCCAUCCGCAACUUGGUCAACGGUGAACUUCGCACAUUCAAGGAGGCACGGCGAGCAUUGGAGGCUGCCCAGAAGACGUUUGACACGACACUCGCCCGCUAUGUGAGCCAGAACAAGACCAAGGAGCCGAGUGCCCUGCGCGAGGACGCAUUUGCCGUGUUCGAGACGCGCAAGGCGUACCUCAAGGCUAGCAUGGACUUCUGUCAAUCGGCGCCCCAGCUGCGCUUUGCGCUCGACAAACUGCUUGUGCGGGUUUGCGCCGAUAUGUAUAGGGAGAUGCGGCGCUCGCGGGGCGACGCACCCCUGGGUGCGGCGACUGCGGCGGAGGAGUUGGAGAGGAUACGCGGUUGGUCUAAAGAGAUGGAGUCGUAUGAGCCCUUGUUUAAGCGAGAGCUACAGGCGGCGAGGAAAGAGGUUGGGGAGGCGACACUGGCGGUUUAUAAGCCUUCGAGGGAGAUCGAGGACUACAGUGUUUCUACGGUGCCAUACCUGGGGUCUAGAGGACCGAUGAACAUGCAGCAGAAGGAUGAGACGGAUGUGAUAGCGGAGAAGCAAGGGUGGCUGUUCCUACGAGUCGUGUCAGGAAAGCCGGCGAGGACGACUUGGGUGCGCCGGUGGUACUACUGCCGUAACUUCCAGUUUGGCUGGCUCAUGAAUGGGCCGCAGGGUGUGCUGCAAGGAGACGAGAUCGGUGUGCUGCUUUGCAGUGCUAAGCCGGCUGUUCAGGAGGAACGCCGGUUCUGCUUCGAGGUCAAGACCAAGACACAGACACUUUUGCUACAGGCCGAAACUCAGACGCAGUUGAUGGAGUGGCUAGAGGUUUUCGAAGUCGCAAAGAAGAGAGCAUUUGAGGCGACAAUGGGUCGAGAGGCGAACGCUCUUAGCGGUGGCGUUGAUCCUGCCUUCUCGAUCAACCCUCCCACUAUCCCCGAGUUCUCGGCCAAAUCUCUCGACAAUGUCGAUGGAGAUGGGCCAGGCCCUGGCCUUGAGCGGACGGCAACACUCGCCGUCCCUGGUGCUGACGCUGCGGCACGCGCCAGCUUUGAUGCCGCCGCCAACCCUCCUCGGCGCUCGAUAACGACAACAUUGGGCCGAGAGGAGGGCGAGAGCGGCCGUGAGCAUGCUGCCCGACUCAUGCAGAGGCUCGAUCUACACAGGAAGGCUAUGCUUGCCAACCAGGAUACGCAAGCUCAGCCUUCUGGAGGUAUUGCAAACUUGAUAACAGCAAGUCAUGGUCUCAUAGGCAAUAGCCCUAUCGCACCCAUCGCGCCCCAGACUCCUGCUGUGCGGGUACCGAUUCCCUCGCUCGGCGGUCCUUUUGAUCACGCCCCUACCAGUCUUGCGCCUGCGACAUUAUCUAAACCUCCGGUCCCGACGAAUCUCAGCAGAGCCGCUGUUAUGGCCAGCGCCACUGCAGAUAUCAAUCGCGGUCUACCGAGUGCGGUUCUCGCCAACUACUGGGGUAGCAAUCCCUGGGCAUCCUCCUUCACGCCCUUGCCUGAAACUGUUCGGACGCCAAAGGUCGAUUUGGAUGAUCCACUUGUCGGCAUUGUGCAGCCAAAAGCUCCCGGCGCCAUGAGCGAGAAGGCCUCGGUUGCCAGCCUGCACAAGAAGACUCUUAGUGUAGAUGCGGCGUCUGAUGCCCACGGGAAGAUCCAGGAGAAGCAGGGCCAACUCGUCGAUUCCUUCCCGGUAAAUUAUCCUCCUGAGUUGAGAGCUCAGUAUGCGCAGUUCCGGUUGGUCUUCCCAACCGUUGCUCCAGAGGAGAAGCCUGUCUUGGUGUUCAAUGCUGCCUGGUCAAACUCGUCCGGCGAAGGCAAGGAAGGAAGAGGCAUGGCUGCCAAUGGACGUAUCUUUGUGACGCCCGAUAACAUGUACUUCUUUGGCCACCAGCUGGGUCUCGUCGUUGCCUAUGCCAUCAGCCUCGACAGCAUUACAGAGGUCACGGCGGCUCCUGGAAAGGAUUGCGAUUACAUCUUCCUACAUCUGAAUCAGGAUGCCAGCGAUCACAACAUCUCCCGUAUUACUAUCAAGAUCUUCUUGGACGACUUUACGCUCCUGCAUGCUCGACUUAAUCUCCUGGUCGAUGAUCUUCAGGCCGCUGAGCCAAUGAGCCUCGAAGAGGUUAUCACCGCGUUGAUUAACCUCGAAGGGGAAAGUUUUGACAAGAGAAGCCCCAGUGCGGAGAGUUGGGAGGAGGUUGCGUCAAACACGCCCAUGGAUGACGGAACACCCCAUGGUAGGCCUGUUCAACGCCGGAUUGGAGACUUGAGUGGCCGGUUUAUCAGAGGAGCACGCGGUCUGAAGAAAGCUCCAAUGCCCAAGUUCCAGCUACCAGCGCACCCUGUAUACUACGAACCGGAGGAUAUGGGCAAGCCUGUAGCAGAACGGAAUUUCGAGAUUAGCGCCAAGGCGUGUUUCCAUGUUCUGUUCGGUGACAAGAGCUUCAUCUUCCCCAAGCUCUACUUCGAGCGCCGGGCCAAGGAGAUCGCCCAGGGGCCUUGGGAGCUCAAAGACCACGGUGGCAAGAUGGCGCGCCAGUUCAAGUUCAAAGUCGAUAAAGCCGACAUGCUCGGGCGCAAAACGGAUGCAAACAUCGUCGACACACAGAAUAUCGACAUUUUCAACGAUCACAUCACCUACGUCGUCACCCACGUCAAGACCCCAUGGCACUUGCCCCAUUCCCACGCCUUCAAGCUCAUCACCAAGAUCGUCAUCACCCACGUCGCCAAGUCCAAGUGCAAGCUCGCCAUCUACACAAAGGCCGACUGGUCCAAGGCCCCCGCCAUCUCCAAGAACAUGGUCGAGCGGCAGGCUCUCGACGACGCCGCCAACGACGCCGAGGAGCUCGCAGAGGUCGCGACCGACCAGGUCCACCGACUCGGCCCGCACAGCCGCACCAAGCGCGCCAUCCAGGUGUACGGCAACAUCGGCCAGCAAACACAGGUCGUGGUCUUCUCGCCCAACGCGGGCCUCGACGGUUCCGGCGCCGCGUCGGGAUCCAAGAAGGGCCAGCCCAUCCGGGUGCGGACGCUGACGGCCAUGAUCCUCGAGACGGGCCGGUCGCUGCUGGAGAGCGUCAUCACGUCGGUCAUGAUGUGGGCGUUUGCGGUGGUGAAGAAGGUAUUCACGAUCAUCACCGCGCACCGGGUCUUGCUGGUUUUGUUACUGGCUAGCGCGGCGUAUAAUCUGGUGGUGGUCAGCCAGUCUAGUGCGGCGUGGUGGGCGGAGCGCAAGGCGGCGCGGUAUAUGGAGCGGAUAGGGGUGGGGCCGAACACGGUCAUGAGCAAGGCCAUCUUUUUGGCUGAUCUGGAGGAGGCGGCGAAGGGGAGCGCGGUGGUGGUGGAGAGGCCUGUUGGGAGUCAAUGCUACGAAACCUUCCAAUCAAUCCUCAACUCCACCGACCUCGACGCGCCCUACAACGACGCUGGCGCCGGCUUCGCCUCAGCAACAGGCAAGGCCGCGGCCCGCCGCCUCCGCCGCACGCGCCAGCGGCUCGGCACCUACCGCCAUGAUCUCCUCGUCGCCAUGCGCGUCGUCAACGGCAUCGAGAGAGAAAUGAUCCAAUCCGAGUGGGAGAACUGGCUCGCCGAUGAGAACCUCAGGUGCGAGCAGGUGAGCAAUAUGUUGCUUACUGGUAAUAAUGGCAGUGGCGUUCUUGAUCAAGAGGUUGUAUAUGAUGCCUCGCACCAGCAAAAGCAGAGUGUUUUGAGCUCUGAUACUACUUCUAUGGGUGCUACAGGUGCUACGGGUACUACGGGUGCUGGUACUACUAAUGGCGGCGACGGUGGGGAGGCUGCCUCUGAUGAUGGCGAGCAACAGCAUAUGACAAGAAGGGACGCGCUGAAGAAGUGGUACGCCGAAUACUGCGGCGCUUGUGAGGCCGAUCAGAGGGCCCUGUGGGAGGGGAAGAAGAUGCGGCAGGUGGAGAUGUCGCCUUUUCUUGGUUGAUUCAGUUCGGUAGAUGUGGUAGGUAAUCGAAGGAAGGAAGCACCCAUUGGGGAAAUGGGGCCCCAUAUCUUUAUUUUAGUUAUUUAUACCGGUGAAGAGAAAGAAUACUGAGAAGAGGGAAGAAGGAAGCAGUAGAAGAGGAAGCAGAGCAGCCAUCAGGAGACGUAUGCGUAUAAUAUUAGAACCAGGACAUAAACAAGUGGAUAGAUCUGUUCGUUGGUCUGGAUACCCUAUGUAUUCUCUUUGUAUCCUAGCAGAAGCCAAAAAGGGUUUGAGUAGAGGAGGGAGCAUCGAUGUAUUACCUAUCUACCCCAGCCAUUCAUCAUCAAAUUCUGGGGCUCGUCAAGAC